This is a messenger RNA of Neurospora tetrasperma FGSC 2508, 1128 nucleotides long. RefSeq lists its product as uncharacterized. The transcript has a single exon. The record is from RefSeq and is a predicted model, not a curated record. Lineage: Eukaryota; Fungi; Ascomycota; Sordariomycetes; Sordariales; Sordariaceae. Bases 1 to 1128 code for a protein of 375 amino acids. Gene Ontology annotation, biological process: carbohydrate metabolic process.
AUGCCAGCAGUGCUCGACGGAGUCAAGUCUGCGGACAUCGACUCCAACAUCAGGUUGUUAAUCGACGCCCUGGUCAACAUUAAAGAUGAGACAGGCAAGUUCCUAUUGACUCUCGACGAUGGCCGCGUGAUCGACACGAAGGGAUGGAACGACUGGGAAUGGACACACGGCAUCGGUCUCUACGGCAUCUGGCAAUACUACGAGCUCAAGGGCGACCCCGAAUGCCUGCAAAUCAUCGAAGACUGGUUCGCCGACCGGUUCGCCGCCGGUGGAACCACAAAGAACAUCAACACCAUGGCCGUCUUCCUCACGCUGGCCUACGUUUACGAGCGUACCGGCAACCAUACCUACCUGCCGUGGCUCGACAGUUGGGCCGAGUGGGCCUACCACGACCUCGAGCGCACCAAGCAUGGCGGCAUGCAGCACAUUACCUACGUAGAAGUCAAUGACCAGCAGCUGUGGGACGACACGCUCAUGAUGACGGUCAUGCCGCUGGCCAAGAUCGGGCUGGUGCUCAACCGCCCCCAUUACGUCGAGGAGGCCAAGCGCCAGUCCCUCUUGCACAUCCAGUAUUUGUUUGAUGCCAAGUCCGGCCUGUUCUUCCACGGUUGGGAGUUCAACGACAAGGGUGGCGGGCACAACUUCGCCAACGCCCGCUGGGCCCGCGGAAACAGCUGGCUGACCAUCUUCAUCCCCGAGUUCAUCGAGCUGCUGGACCUCGGGCCGCAGGACCCCAUCGGAGCUAUACUGCGGAGCACACUUGAGGCGCAGUGUGAAGCACUCAAGUCUCUCCAAGCCGAGUCCGGGCUGUGGCGGACGCUACUGGACGUGCCGGAGAGCGAAGGGUCGUAUCUUGAGACGAGCGCCACAGCCGGGUUCGCGUUUGGGAUCAUGAAGGCGCUGAGGAAGAAGUACAUCGUCGGCAAGGAGUACGAAGACGUGGCAGUGCGUGCGCUGAAGGGGGUUUUAUACAAUAUCAGCGACAAGGGCGAGUUACUGAAUACCUCGUUUGGGACGGGCAUGGGGAGGGAUUUACAGCAUUAUAAGGAUAUCCCGAUUACUUGUAUGCCGUAUGGCCAGGCUAUGGCAAUCAUGGCUCUUGUGGAGUUUUCGAGGAGGUUCAUAUAG